CUGUCACCAGUACUGAGUGGGUAAUAUUCAGAACUCCAGCUGCAUGAGAGCCGACAGGUUGUGUACACAGGGGAAGUCAACUGAGAAAAUCUGUUAGCUGAAUAGAUUUGCUAAGGAAAACAUCUAGCUAACCGCUUAAUGCACUCGACAUGUCAAGUGAACCAAUUGCAACGAUCUGCUUUUAAAGCGAAGGUAUUCUAAAUCUAAAUUAUUCGUCUUGAUCUAUCUUCCUUGGAUUUCAAAGGCGCUAGUUUAGUUAGCUCGCUAGUUUAGCUAACUUUAAGGAACUACAAUCGGGCUAACUCGUCAGUUUGACUAAUCUGAUCUGUACCUGCUGAGGUGUAACAGGCAGGCGGUUUCCACUGACCGAAAUAAAUAAAAGUGGGAUUUACCAGGGAGCCGAAUGGCCUCUGUAGUGGCGGUGAAAACUGAGAAGCGAGCUGCUGAACCUCAAGAUGUUGACUCAAACACCAAAAAACCUCGGAUUUGGGCACCAUCAAUGGAACCAUCACUCAAUCUCUGCCUGCCCCAAAGGAAAUUGCUGCCCAGCCUGAAGACCAAGCGUGCCCCCGAGCUGGUCUUAGUGAUUGGUACGGGGGUGAGCUCAGCUGUGGCCCCCCAGGUUCCUGCUCUGCGUUCCUGGAAGGGUCUCAUCCAGGCCUUGCUGGAUGCAGCCAAUGACUUUGACCUCUUGGAGGAGGAGGAGAGCCGGCGCUUUCAGAAGAGCUUGCAGGAGGACAAGAACCUGGUCCACGUGGCCCAUGACCUCAUCCAGAAGCUUUCUCCGAGAACAGGCAACGUGCGCUCCACCUUUUUCAAGGAUUGCCUGUACGAGGUGUUCGACGACCUGGAGUGCAAGAUGGAACACGCCGGAAAACACCUGCUGCGCUCCGUACUGCAGCUGAUGGAGAGCGGCGCGCUCGUUCUCACCACCAACUUCGACAACCUGCUGGAGAUCUACGCCGCCCACCAGGGCACCAAGCUGGAGUCCCUGGAUCUCACAGACGAGAAGAAGGUCUUGGAGUGGGCUCAGGAGAAGAGGCGGCUGAGUGUGCUGCACAUCCACGGCGUGUACACCAACCCCAGCGGCAUCGUACUGCACCCUGCUGGCUACCAGAAUGUACUGCGCAACACAGAGGUUAUGAGGGAGAUCCAGAAGCUGUACGAGGCCAAGUCGUUUGUGUUCCUGGGCUGCGGGCGCACGGUGGACGACACCACCUUUCAGGCUCUGUUCCUGGAGGCGGUCAAGCACAAGUCGGACCUGGAGCACUUCAUGCUGGUGCGACGCGAGGACGUGGGCGAGUUCAAGAAGCUGAGGGACAACAUGCUGGACAAGGGCAUCAAGGUCAUCUCCUACGGCAACGAGUACGCCGACCUGCCUGAGUAUUUUGAGCGGCUCGCCAACGAGAUCUGUAACCGGGACACGGGGACGAACGGCUGGGGAUCUCCCUCACAGGAAGAGGAGCCCCAGAAUGGCUUCAACCCUCCAAAAAACCUCCUUCAAGAAUGCGAUUUUUGACAGGUACACACUUGAGGAGGAUCAGUUAUGUUUUUUUUGGGGGGGUUCAGUCCGCUUACUACAGUACUACUACUAAGGUCCACUUACUUUGGAUCUACAACUCAAAUUUGGGCCCGGAGAGACUUAAUGCCCUCGCACCUUGUUUCAAGUGCAUAAUUGGUUUGCACCACAAAGGGAAGGAACAUUGUUUUGUGUGAAGAUAACGGUAAAAUACAUAAAACCCUCUGCAGUCCCAGCCAGGCAACGCCUCCUAGACACCCCUCCUCCCUGCCUCCAGUAGGAUGUUGGGAAGGCCUCUGGAACACCACAGUAGAGAUGGAAAGGACACAAGGCCUCGUUAUGGUUUUCCAACUUGAAUCAUUCACAAAUACACAGUGCUGCUCAGCGCACAGGGAGGUGACAACAACAAGAACAUUGCCACACUGCCUUGCCACCUGGAGGAGAGGAAGGCAUGGAAGAAUGUACUGCAACGGACCUUCACGCUUACGUCAGCGCUCUACCCCCUCACGACAUGCUCAACAAUACUGCCCUCUUAUACAUGCGUCUCACUGGAGGCUUGGCCUUCCAUGUUCAGCGAGCACAAUCACUGAGAAUAGUUCUUGCCAACCAGUUUGACUGGAAUGUAUUUACAUGAUUCUAACUUAAACCAGCAAACUUAAUGUGCACUCUCAAAAGCAAUACUUGACAGUCAGCAGUCUGUUCGUAUAUACAUGUUAGGCAAUGUAGGACAUGGGCAUUAAUCUAAUCUUCAGAUGCAUAUUGGGCUAUGACUUUACAGUUAGGAGAGGAACUAUGUAAAUGAUGGCAAUCCACUCCCGUGCAAAAAAAACUUUUAAAGCCUUUUUGUAUUUUUAUUAUUGUAUUGCAUGUGUUUCUGUGAAAGGUUUUAGGUAUUUAUACUUGCUAUUUUUAAAAUAAAGACUUUGGUAGCCAUAAAUGUA
Molecule: messenger RNA, 2460 nt
Organism: Osmerus eperlanus (European smelt)
Lineage: Eukaryota; Metazoa; Chordata; Actinopteri; Osmeriformes; Osmeridae
Gene: siral1
Product: family with sequence similarity 118 member B
Exons: 8
Coding region: 404-1519 (371 amino acids)
Source: RefSeq, a predicted model, not a curated record